CUCCCUCAUUCCCUAGCGUUGGCAUGUUAUUCAUGGCCUCUUCCUCAGUGACAACCUCUCGUCUCCCUGCCGACCAACUAACUGCACAACAAUACACUGUUGUGGCGCGCGCUUCAACUCAUCCGUCAACCUAUGGUCAUAAGUCAGUAGUUGACCGAUUGACCUCGAGGGCCCAGGCCGCCGAAGCUCACCAUGGCCGCCAACAAGGCCGCGCGCGUUGGGGAGGAGAUAUGGAAGACACGGAUCGACAAGGUCAACGCUGAGUUGGUCACGCUGACAUACGGCACAAUUGUCGCGCAGCUGUGCAAGGAUUUUGACAGUGACUAUGUGGAGGUCAACAAGCAGCUCGAUAAGAUGGGCUACAACAUAGGCCUUCGGCUGAUUGAGGACUACCUUGCAAAAUCAAACACGAUGAAGCGUUGUCUAAACUUCCGGGAGACGGCCGAGAUGAUAGCAAAGGUCGGCUUCAAGAUAUUCCUCAACACGACACCAACUAUUACAAAUUGGACGGGUGACAGCAAGCAGUUCUCGCUUGUAUUUGAAGAGAACCCGCUUGCCGACUUUGUUGAGCUUCCGGACGACGGCCGCGCUCAGGACGAGCUCUGGUACUCCAACAUCUUGUGUGGAGUGCUAAGAGGUGCACUCGAGAUGGUGCAGAUGCAGGUUGAGGCUCACUUCAUUAGCGACGUGCUGCGCGGGAAUGACACCACGGAGAUGAGGAUAUCGCUGGUUAGAUACAUUGAUGACGAGCUACCACCGGAGGACGAUUAGACAAGGACGCCAUCUAUCACAUGUCGCGUGUACGGAACGGACAUGUGUGGUCAUGGUGUAGAGAAUAGACCUGAUACCCCAUAUUGGCAACCUCCAAAAGUGUGGGAUGUUCUGUGGCGGUCCAGCCUAGAGAAGCUCAGGAUUAUCCGCAAUGGCAUGACUUGUAUGAUCAA
Molecule: messenger RNA, 944 nt
Organism: Pyricularia oryzae 70-15
Lineage: Eukaryota; Fungi; Ascomycota; Sordariomycetes; Magnaporthales; Pyriculariaceae
Product: BET3 family protein
Exons: 4
Coding region: 193-771 (192 amino acids)
Biological process (GO): intra-Golgi vesicle-mediated transport; endoplasmic reticulum to Golgi vesicle-mediated transport
Cellular component (GO): cytosol; TRAPP complex; cis-Golgi network membrane
Source: RefSeq, a predicted model, not a curated record